Molecule: messenger RNA, 3185 nt
Organism: Salvia miltiorrhiza (redroot sage)
Lineage: Eukaryota; Viridiplantae; Streptophyta; Magnoliopsida; Lamiales; Lamiaceae
Product: dammarenediol II synthase-like
Exons: 12
Coding region: 590-2887 (765 amino acids)
Biological process (GO): triterpenoid biosynthetic process
Cellular component (GO): lipid droplet
Molecular function (GO): beta-amyrin synthase activity
Source: RefSeq, a predicted model, not a curated record
UAUUCGGUAUAUUAAUCAUCAAUUCAGCUGGCACUUCUGCAACUUUUAAUUGAGUCUAUGAUUGAGAAGAUUGAUUUUGGAGAUCGAAUCUUUAUUUGAUAAUUUAUAUAAUAUGGUAUUGGUGUCUGAGCAUUAUGAAUAAAAUAUACAACCACAUGUGUUGGAUAUUGAAUACACAGCCAACCAAGUUUUACUUUGCGAGUAUUUUUCAAACACGUAUUUCAAAAUUAUAAUCUACCAAGUUAUCUACCCCUUCUAUAAAUAGCAUCACUCCAAACCUCCACUUUCGCCACAUAUAAAACACACACACACACACAUAUAAUCUUAGUUUAGAAGCUAUUUCAGCCGAAGCAUCUACAGACACUACAGAUUCUUACAUUCAUUUCUUUAGUAGUGUGGAAGUAAAUUAAGACGUGCACGUCGCGACUUGUGUAGCUUUAACUGCAGAAAAAGCGUGAGCCCUAAAUCGUGUGCGUGCUUCAUGCAUCUUAUCAUAAAACCUAGUAUUUCUCGAAGCUCAACUGUUUUAAUCUGCCGGAAAAUUAUUUUCCAGCUGACGGAAAGGAAAAAUAAAUAAAUUUAAAAAAAAAUGUGGCGGCUGAAGAUCGCGGAGGGCCACGGCCCGUAUCUGUACAGCACGAACAACUUCGUCGGCCGGCAGAUAUGGGAGUACGACGAGAACGCCGGCACGGCGGAGGAGCGGGAGGCGCAGCUCGUCGAUUUCCAGAAGGCCCGCGACGACUGGAGCGAGAACAGGAAGAAGGGGUUCCAUUCGUGCGCCGAUUUGUUCCUGAGACUGCAGCUGAAAAGGGAAAGCGGAAUCGAUCUGCUCGGAAUCCCGCCGGUGAGGAUCGGAGAGAACGAAGAGAUCAGCUACGAAGCCGCCACGACCGCCGUGAAGAAGGCGCUGCGGGUGAACCGGGCGGUCCAAGCCAGCGACGGCCACUGGCCGGCCGAGAACGCCGGCCCGCUCUUCUUCACUCCCCCUUUGCUGAUAUCUUUGUACAUAAGCGGGACGCUCAACAAGGUGCUGACACCUGCGCACAUUAAGGAGCUCAUCCGCUACAUCUACAACCACCAGAAUGAGGAUGGGGGGUGGGGAUUUUACAUAGAAGGGCACAGCACAAUGAUUGGAUCAGCGCUAAGCUACGUGGCGCUAAGGAUACUGGGGCAGGGACCAGAUGACGGCGACGGCGCCAUGGGCAGAGGAAGGCAGUGGAUUCUUGAUCACGAAGGCGCCACCGGAAUACCCUCAUGGGGAAAGACGUAUCUUUCGGUUCUUGGAGUGUACGAAUGGGACGGUUGCAACCCUCUUCCCCCGGAGUUCUGGCUCUUCCCUUCCGUUUUCCCUUACCAUCCAGCAAAGAUGUGGUGUUACUGCCGCACAACCUACAUGCCAAUGUCGUACCUAUACGCGAAACAGUUCCACGGGCCCCUAACCGACGUCGUUUUGGCCCUCCGCAACGAAAUCCAUUUGAAGCCCUACGACGAGAUCGACUGGAACAAGGCGCGACACCACUGUUGCAAGGAGGAUAUUUACUACCCUCACUCGAAGAUCCAGGAUGUUCUGUGGGACACUCUCAACUACUGCAGCGAGCCGCUGAUGCGGCGCUGGCCGUUGAACAAGAUCCGGCAGAAGGCCAUGGACAAGGCCAUCAAGUACAUGCGCUACGGCGCUGAGGAGAGCCGAUACAUCACCAUCGGAUGCGUCGAGAAGAGUCUCCAGAUGAUGUGCUGGUUCGCACACGACCCCAACUGCGACGAAUUCAAGUACCACUUAGCUAGAGUUCCCGACUACCUGUGGCUGGCGGAAGACGGCAUGAAGAUGCAGAGCUUCGGGAGCCAGCUGUGGGACAGCACGCUCGCGACGCAAGCAGUCAUCGCGAGCGGCAUGGUGGAGGAAUACGGCGACUGCCUCAAGAAGGCGCAUUUCUACAUCAAAGAGUCGCAGGUGAAGGAGAAUCCCAAGGGGGAUUUCAUGGCCAUGUAUCGUCACUUCACCAAAGGCUCCUGGACUUUCUCUGAUCAGGAUCAGGGCUGGGUCGUCUCCGACUGCACCGCCGAGGCGCUCAAGUGUCUGCUUAUGCUGUCGCAAAUGCCGACGGAAAUCGCCGGGGAGAAGGCCGACGUGGAGCGCCUCUACGACGGUGUGAACGUGCUCCUUUAUUUGCAGAGCCCUCUCAGCGGCGGAUUUGCGAUCUGGGAGCCGCCGGUUCCGCAGCCGUAUCUGCAGGUUUUGAACCCUUCGGAGCUCUUUGCGGACAUCGUGGUUGAAUCAGAGCACGUGGAGAAUACUGCUUGUAUAAUCCAAGCACUCGUCUCGUUCAAGCGUCUGUAUCCAGGCCAUCGCGCCAAAGAAAUCGAAGGCUCUGUCGCACGUGCGAUUAAAUUCCUCGAAGGAAGGCAAUGGCCUGAUGGUUCAUGGUAUGGAUACUGGGGAAUUUGCUUCUUGUAUGGGACGUGCUUCGUAUUGGGAGGAUUAGUUGCAGCGGGUAAGACGUAUGAGAACAGCGAAACAGUGAGAAAAGCUGUGAAUUUCUACUUGACAACACAGAACGAAGAAGGUGGAUGGGGAGAAAGCCUCGAGUCCUGCCCAAGCAUGAAAUACAUUCCUUUGGAAGGAAACCGCACAAAUUUGGUUCAGACAUCAUGGGCCAUGCUCGGUCUUAUGUAUUCUGGACAGGCGGAGAGGGAUCCGAAACCUCUACACAGAGCAGCAAAGCUGUUGAUUAAUGCACAAAUGGACGAUGGAGAUUUUCCUCAAGAGGAUAUAACUGGGGUGUACAUGAAGAACUGCAUGCUGCAUUACGCGCAAUAUAGGAAUAUAUUCCCGCUGUGGGCACUGGGAGAGUAUCGCAAACGAGUCUGGUCAUCGCAAUGCUUGUAAACAGAGUAUAUGAGAGCAACCAUAUUCAAAACAAAUAUAUAUAUAUGUAUUUAUAGAUAUAUAUGUGUCUGUGUGAAGAAUGCUUGGGUGAAAAAUCUGUGACAGCCCAUGUCAAAGAACUAGUACAAAAUAACCAUGUGAAAGAUGGCUUGCGGAAGUCUGCAAUAACGAAGCUCGCCAAGUGUUGUUCCUUUUCUUUUUCUCUGUUUUUUAGUGUAAAUUAUGUAAUAUCAGCUUUUAAGUUAUCAUGAUCUGUUGAUUUCCCAAUUGUGAAUUUGGAAGUUGAAAUUUCCAACAA